Molecule: messenger RNA, 1202 nt
Organism: Anastrepha ludens (Mexican fruit fly)
Lineage: Eukaryota; Metazoa; Arthropoda; Insecta; Diptera; Tephritidae
Product: protein MEMO1
Exons: 7
Coding region: 206-1096 (296 amino acids)
Source: RefSeq, a predicted model, not a curated record
GCAUUCAUUGCAAUUGCCUGUCCAUUUUAUCACAAACGCGAAGCAGGUGUUGUUUAAUUUUCUUUGUGUAUUCAUUCUAGCUUCAAUUUCUUUGUAAUUGAUAUACCAAGUGACUAUAAAUCCUCAGCAAAUAAAAAGUUAGAAAAGAACCACAGUGAAAAAAUUGUAAAUAUUCAAAGGAAAAAAGAAAAAUUAACUGGUGAAAAUGUCUGCUGUCAGAAAAGCAACUCAUUCCGGAAGUUGGUACACCAACUUAGGUCCAGAGUUGUCACGCCAAUUGGAUAGAUGGCUGGGCGCUGCGGAGCUUUCGCAUGGACCUGCACGUGCAAUUAUUGCGCCACAUGCCGGCUAUACCUACAGUGGAGCUUGUGGUGCUUUCGCCUAUCGACAAGUUAGUCCCGCCGUUGUCAAACGAAUUUUCAUAUUGGGCCCAUCACAUCAUGUACGGCUGCGUGGCUGUGCUUUGUCCACUGCGAAGAAAUACAAAACCCCUCUAUAUGAUCUCAAGAUUGAUACUCAAAUCAACACUGAAUUACAAAAUACCGGAAACUUCUCUUGGAUGGAUAUGAAAAUAGACGAAGAUGAGCAUAGUAUCGAAAUGCAUUUGCCAUAUAUAGCAAAAGUAAUGGAAGAUUUCAAAGAUCAGUUCACGAUCGUGCCAAUUUUAGUCGGUUCUCUAAAUCCCGAACAGGAAGCCUUGUAUGGCGACCUUUUAGCGAACUAUUUUACGGACCCGCAAAACCUAUUUGUGAUAUCAUCGGACUUUUGCCAUUGGGGACAUCGUUUCAAUUAUACGUAUUACGAUCGUUCUUGCGGUCAAAUUCACUCUUCUAUUGAAAAGCUUGACAAGGAUGCCAUGGCGAUCAUUGAGACACUAAAUCCCAAUGAUUUUACAGAAUAUCUACGAAAGUACAAUAAUACCAUUUGUGGGCGUCAUCCGAUCGGUGUGAUGCUCAAUGCUGUAAAGGUGUUGCAAAAUCAAGGUUAUAGUAAUAUGAGCUUUAAAUUUCUCAAGUACGCGCAAAGCAGCCAGUGCAAGGACAUGGAUGAUUCGAGUGUUAGCUAUGCAUCCGGUUCACUGGUGUUUGAAUCUUAGGUUGUUUGCGAAGGAAAUCAAAAUCAUAAAUCAAAUUGUGCAAAUACGUACCCAAGACUAUUUCUGCUUGGAAUAAUUUCAUUUAGUUAUUUUUAUUUUAAUAAAG